Messenger RNA from Tachysurus vachellii, 2153 nucleotides. RefSeq names its product mediator of cell motility 1 (gene memo1). NCBI's taxonomy places the organism in Eukaryota, Metazoa, Chordata, Actinopteri, Siluriformes, Bagridae. The record is from RefSeq and is a predicted model, not a curated record. Bases 823 to 1695 code for a protein of 290 amino acids. The transcript has 9 exons.
AGUUAAGAACACAAACACCAGGUUGCAAUCUGCUUUAAAAAAAAAAAAAAAAAAAGUAUAUAAUACCCUGUAGAAUUCUCGGACAACCUGAACCCGUUGACCGUACGUUUGACUUUAUGAAGACGAAAUGAGUAAAAAGAUCUAUUCACUAUAGAGAAAUAUAUGAACCCCAACUGAUGUACAUGUUGCAUUUAAACAAACCAGUAGGGAACACGGUUGCUACACUCACAAAAUGCUUUAUUUCCAACACAGUCAUCUUGUAAUAAGGUACAUGUGAGUAUCUCCAAGAUUGCUUACGAAAUUUGACAAACGUCACUGCAGCGGAAAGGGGUUAAAUAAGUUACAGCUAAACAGGCAGAGCAGAGCAGGCAUCAUAACAGGAUCCUUUCUCUGAUUACUGUCUUGAAGCCAAGUAGCCCAAGAUAACUUUCACACAGCCCUCAAGACAGUUUUGAAGAUUCACUCCACAAUCCUGCACAGUAUUCACUAGUUCAGUGGAAUUAGCUAGCUGGAUUUGUUAUUUGUUUCUGAUCUUUAUGCUCAGUGACAUUCAAAUUGAUGUGCACUUUACAGUGGUAGAGGGCUAGUUAACAGCACUCCUAAGUACUGAGGCGCUGUACGUUAUGCUCCACUGUUUGCUUCAUGACAUUGUGUUUCCAUUGAUUUCUAAUCAUUUGUUUGUGGGAAUGUGAGAAACAGGUCCAAGACAAAAGUAAUUCUAUUUAAAAAAUUGUAUAAUAGAAAAUUUGCUAAAUUAGUGAUUUUUUUAUUUUUUUUGGGGGGGGUGGGGAUCUGUGUAACACAGUGGCUUAUAAAUGCUGUAUGAAUGUUUUAAGAGGUCUCCAGUUGUUCACAGAGCAAGGAUCCCAGCUUAACGCACAGUUGGAGGGCUGGUUAUCUCAAGCACAAUCUUCAUUAGGACCUGCUAGAGCCAUUAUAGCACCACAUGCUGGUUAUACUUACUGUGGUUCUUGUGCAGCACAUGCCUACAAGCAAGUGGACCCUUCUGUCACUCGGAGGGUAUUUAUUCUGGGACCUUCCCACCAUGUGCCCCUGUCACGAUGCGCUCUGUCCCCUGCUGAGGUCUACAGAACACCACUGUAUGACCUGAGGAUCGACCAGAAGGUGUAUGCUGAUCUCUGGAAAACGGGCAUGUUUGAGAGGAUGACUUUGCAAACCGAUGAGGAUGAGCACAGCAUUGAGAUGCACCUGCCUUACACUGCCAAAGCAAUGGAAAGCUGCAAAGAUGAGUUCAGCAUUGUUCCGGUGCUGGUGGGAGCUCUGAGUGAAUCUAAAGAGCAAGAGUAUGGCAAGCUGCUCAGCAAAUACCUUGCUGAUGAAUCCAACCUAUUUAUAAUUUCAUCAGAUUUUUGCCACUGGGGUCAACGGUUCCGUUACACAUACUACGAUGAAAAUCAGGGUGAAAUCUAUAGAUCCAUUGAGCAUCUGGACAAGAUGGGUAUGGGGAUUAUAGAACAGCUGGACCCCGUGUCCUUCAGUAACUACUUGAGGAAAUAUCACAAUACUAUUUGUGGUCGCCACCCCAUUGGAGUUCUACUAAAUGCUGUAGCAGAGCUGAAGAAGAACGGUCUAGACAUGAACUUUUCUUUCCUCAAUUACGCUCAGUCCAGCCAGUGCCGAAACUGGUCAGACAGCUCAGUGAGUUAUGCUGCUGGAGCUCUUAUAGUUCAUUGAGGUGAAAUCACCCAGGAGCAACUCCGAAGACCUCAGCAACAUCUCCAACUACUUAAAAAAAAAAAAAAUAGCUCAAUCACCCUGAACCUCUCUGCCUUCUAACCCCGUUUCCUUAUUUUCUCUUUGCCUUUUCCAAUGAAAGGACCUUAGAUUUGCUGAGAUGAGCUACACAGCAUUAAAUACUAAUUAAAUAUUUUCAACUAUCGCACCCUUCUCCCUUUUUAUUCCCUGUUCCACUUUGUUAAUGUUCUAGUUUGGAGUACAUCUGCAGCCUGUGCUGCUCUGUACGGUUUUCGGUUGUUUUUUUUUUUUUUUUUUUUUUCCUUUGCAAGCUUUCCAGCAGUCGAUUUUGUAGCUUGAUGGAAUCAUGCAAGGACUUUACCUGUCAAGUUCUUCAAUAUCUGUAAGAACAUUUGGUUCCGUUAAAGUUGAAAUAAACAAUGUAUCCAUAACGACAA